Messenger RNA from Schizosaccharomyces osmophilus, 951 nucleotides. RefSeq lists its product as uncharacterized. Lineage: Eukaryota; Fungi; Ascomycota; Schizosaccharomycetes; Schizosaccharomycetales; Schizosaccharomycetaceae. The record is from RefSeq and is a predicted model, not a curated record. Bases 1 to 951 code for a protein of 316 amino acids. The transcript has 5 exons.
AUGAGUUCCAACAGUCAUAAUUCAAGUCGUGCACCGUCAGAGCAAACACGAUUACUAGAUAGUCGCGACGAAAGUUCUAGCCAAAAUGAUACCAAGUUUACUCACUUUUUUGUAACGAUUUCUGUGGGAUACGCUUAUGCUAUUAUCAAUUUACUUUCCUUCUACUAUUCUGAUCGGGGUCCUUUUUUCGUUACUGGUGGGUCACAAAUAGCUUUCUGGGGAAUCUACAGCAUUGGAUUAAUUUCUUCCACGGCACUUCGAAUUCGACAGACGAAAGAUGCCAUUGUAUUCGUUAAACACUGGUUACUGGGAUGCUUUAUGACAAUUCUUUAUUUUUUAAUAUUUAUCUCAUACCUCCAGGAUCAUAUGUACUCUUUGGACCCUCCUAAACGUCCAGUCGACCUUCCUCGAUGGAUAUGGAUUAUCAUCGGUUUGGUUUUGUGUGGAUCCAUUGAAUCACACGCAUAUUGUAUAAAAAACUCUAACGAUAUUCUGGUUGCCGUUCUGAUGACAAUAACUUAUGUGGUUCUUUUAUGCCCCAUGCCUCUGUUUCUGUCGCAGAUGGGGUUAUUAUUUCCUUUAAAAUGGCUAAUUUCUUCCCCAAAUUUUUUUGUCCUUUCCUUGAUGUCCUUUUGCGCUAUCACAUUAUACCAAACUUCUUCUUUCGAAAUGGCUUUAUACUGGAAGAAAAAAUUUAUUGUGGCUUGUUUAAAAUCUUUUUGUUUUACUUCUUGUGUAGGCACUCCUGCUUUCAUUUCAGCAUUUACAAAGCAUAUGAAGGGAACCGAUAGCUUGCCAAAAGGAUUUUGGUAUGCCAUGGCUGCUACUGCAGAUGCUCUAGCAAUCCUAGAGGCGAUGUACCCGGGUGCUUUAUACAGAAUAUAUCGUGGCAUAAAAGAUCCCCUUUGGAAUUCUAAACCGACAAAUGAUGACCCAACGGAAGAAGUCUGA